Molecule: messenger RNA, 4860 nt
Organism: Ceutorhynchus assimilis (cabbage seed weevil)
Lineage: Eukaryota; Metazoa; Arthropoda; Insecta; Coleoptera; Curculionidae
Source: the annotation of a GenBank genome assembly
CGUAUUUAUGGUAUUUAUAUACUAGUGUGUAUUUUCCUUGAUAUCCGACUUCCACAUUCCACUCACAACACACAUAACCUCACUGAGGGCUGUGACAAAACACAUUUUGAAUGUUGAAAAUUUAAAAAUCCGGAAGACCUGAAGUGAAAAAUUUGAAGAAAAAAAUAACUAGAUAGUGUCCUGUGUCCCAAAACCAAAUAAAAUAUUAUAGUAGUUACAAAAUAAUAAUGUUGUCAACAAAUAUUUUCGCUCAGAGGAGCAUGUUUAUUUAUCGUUAUUUCAAUUUGCAGUCCUACUCAUUCGAAAGCUCUGCAAUGAACCAAAGAUUAAUAAUUAUUAGAAACAUGGGUAAAACUUCCAGCGAAUGCCAUGCAAUUUUAGAUAGGAGAAGAGAAAUAACACAUAAACAGAGGCUCUACGCAUUCAAAGAAUAUCACCGAAGCUCAAGAAGUGUAAACAGAAUCCCUUCUAAAGAGGAAAAUUUACAACCAAAACAGAAUUCAACUUCUAGACAGAUGCAUAAUAGUUUCUCAAAAGAAUUUAGGGAAAAUGCACUUGUUGCUUUACAUCAAAUACCCAUCGAUGCUAAAUUACAUCAGAAAAGAUCAACUUUAACUUUGAACGAACUCAAAGUAUUAGAACCUUUUGAUUUAGUUAAGAGUUUAUCCAAACUAAGUAUGAAUUGCAAACUGGCCGCUGCUAUAAGAUGGACAAGCACAAAUAAUAUAUCACCCAAAAAUUUUCUACCCAAUACCUUGGCAUUGAAUGCAAAUGUAUCAUUUAGAUUAGAAAAUGCAUCAUUACGUCCUCCUUACUAUAGUGCACAAAGACAUUUAGUUACAAAGUCAAAUCCAGAAGAAUCUAUCAACAGUAAUGAUGAAAACUCAAUAAAAACUAAUGGCAAUCCACCUUUCAGGUUGCCUGAAAAUAAUGUAAUGGUAAAUGAGAAUAUAACUGAUAAACAUGUUUCAGAUAAUAAUAAUAAUACUACCUUGAGUACGACUAAAUCCAGAAAUACCCCUACAGAUCCAAUUCAAAUUAAAGUAGACAAUUCCAGUAAAAUACAGCAUAUUCUUCAAAAAUACCCAAACCCAAAAAAUACUUUACAUAAUUUUUAUCAGAUUCUUUCGGAAGAAUUAAAAGAUAUUUCCCUGAAAUGUUCACCAAUAUACAAAUCUGUACUACCUAAAAAUAAAACCUCUGCUUGGACUUGUACUUAUCAUAUUAAAUGGCCGAUGAAUUAUGCAAUAAUGGCCACAGAAAAGACAAAACUGAGGGCAAGUACAUUUGCAGCAUGUAAAGCACUUGAAGUUCUAUCUGAACAAGGAAAAAUUACCCCUGAAGGUUUGCCUUUGAUUUAUAAUAAAGAAGAAGUGAAAAAAAUCAAAAAGCAAAGACAAUCCAAAGUUGAAUUUGAUAAAUCUACUAUCCAGAAUAUGGAAAAUAUUAUUCAAGUCUUUAGUAAUAAUAUGUUGCCCACAAUAAAUUCAACAAAUUUUACUGAUUAUAAAGAACAGUCAGAUGAAUUAGUUACGGGAGAAUCCAGUUUCCUGUCCAACGAACCUGACUUUUUGGGAACUGCAAAGUAUUUAGCACGGGAGAAAAUAAUUUUACCAAUUUCAGCUUACAAGGAGGCAUUUAUAGAGCUUCUAUUAAACAAUAAUUGUGUCAUCGUAAAAGGAGAACCAGGAUGUGGUAAAUCCAGCAGGGUACCUCAAUAUGUUUUAGAGUCUUGGAUUAGAGAUGAAACAUUAUCUGACAAUCAAUUGUGCCGCAUCGCAGUUACACAACCGAGAAGGAUUGCAGCUAUUUCAUUGGCUAACAGAGUCGCAUCAGAAAGAAAUGAACAAGUGGGUCAUAUUGUUGGUUAUCAAGUCCGCCUCAAAUCAAAAUUUAACCCAAGAACUGGACGAAUCCUAUACUGCACCACAGGAAUUUUGAUGCGCCAGAUACAAAGUGAUCCACACUUAAAGAAAUUUUCUCACGUCGUUCUAGAUGAAGCUCAUGAGCGGGACGUCAAUACUGAUAUCCUUAUGAAUAUGCUAAAGAUCGCCUUGAAACACAACAAAAGCCUGAAAGUUAUUGUUAUGAGUGCUACAAUAGAUACUGCAUCAUUUUCAGACUAUUUUGAUGGUGCACCCAUUUUAAAUGUUCCUGGAUUUUCGUAUCCUGUAAAAAAGUUUUAUUUGGAUGAAAUAGAAUCGGCCAAUUUACACCCCAAAACUUUGAAGAUGUGUAAAUCUGAUAAUCCCGAAGUCGUACAUGAAGAAGUAGCAGCUCUGUUGAAAUACAUUCAUAAAACGAGACCAGAAGGUGCAAUUUUGGUAUUUUUAUCUGGCUGGGAGGAUUUGGUGAAAGUUCAAAAAUGUAUGUUUCCAAGUCAGGAUAUGGUUGUUCAUUUACUACAUUCUAAAUUGAAAGACUCUGACCAAUAUAAGAUUUUUUCCAAACCACCGCCAGGUAUAAGAAAAAUAAUUUUGGCUACCAACAUUGCAGAAACAUCUAUAACCAUCGAUGAUGUUGUUUAUGUUGUGGAUACUGGAAUGCAUAAAGAUAAUAUUUUCGAUAUUAAGAAAGGAAUAAAUGUCAUCGACAUGGAAUGGAUUUCCAAAGCAAGUGCCAAUCAAAGAGCUGGACGAGCUGGUCGUUGUUCGCCUGGAGAGUCAUACCAUUUGUACACUAAAGAGAAAUAUGAGGAACUUGCAGAUUAUUCUUCACCAAAAAUAUUAAAUUCUUCAUUGACAAGAGUAGUAUUGGAAUCAAAAGUAUUCUCCAAUAACAUGAACGCUGGUGACUUUAUGAAUAGUCUGAUUACACCACCAGAGAAAGCAGCAGUCCAAAAAGCAGUAGACGAUUUGAAACAAUUGGAACUUUUAGAUGACAAUGAAAAAUUGACACCAUUAGGAAAAACAUUGGUUGAUUUUCAACUAGAACCUGGUUUGGCAAAGGCAAUGGUCAAUAGUGUUGUAUUCAAAUGCACCACACCCAUAGUUGAUAUUAUCACAUUAUUUUCCUCAGAAACGGAUAUAUUUGGUUCCAAUAGUUUAACAGAUAAAAAGUCUAUUAAAGAUCUCAAGUCUGCUUAUUCUAAAAGUUCUGAUCAUUUGGCUUUGAUGAGAAUUUUCGAAAAAUGGUUAGAAUUAAAUGAGGAGGAUCCUUACAGUGCCGAUAGAUUUUGUAGAAACACAAAUUUGGUUUCUCACAAGCUAGAAUUUAUAGAUAAAUUGAAAAACAUUCAUCAUGGAUAUCUUCAAAAUGGUCUGUACGAUGUCCUGCCCUUGUCAGAUAAUUUUUCUGAUAAUGAUGAAUUGGUUAAGGCAGUUCUGUAUUCUGGAACAGGCACAGUCCUUGAACAUCGUAACUGGGACAUAGUUAAAAAUCGGCUCAAAACUAAUGUGAAUGUAUUAGUGACAAGAAAUAACCACAAGGCUUCAAUAGGACAAGAAAGUGUAAAUUUCAAGCGUAACAGGUUCCCGACUAAUUUUAUGGUUUACAUGAACGAAACACGGUCAAAUAUCAGACGAACCACAAUUGUUAGAGAAUGUAGUUUAAUACCAGCUAUCUCGGUAUUAUUAUUUAAUAAUAAAGAAUUGGAAAUUUUAGAACCGGAUUCUGAAGAUACCAUUGGUGAUAACUUGGUGAUAAUCGGUAUUAAAAAUACCAAAUUGGAAUUUCUAUGUGAUAAGGAGCAUGCUAGUCUACUGCUGGAAUGUAAGAGAAGCAUUGAUUUGUCAUACAAAUACCUGAUACAUCAGAUGACCUACACUGGAGGAAAGAAUCCAGAAAUCUUACAAAAUUGGAAUAAAAUUCUUGAAGAAUUAAAUAAGAUUCUUCUGCGACAUAGAGUAGCUUAAUUUUUUUUAAAGAAUUAGAGAUGUGAUAGAAUAUUUUUUUAACUUUAUGUUAUUUAUUAUCUAUGCUAGAAUAUGCCUUAAAUCAACAUUAUAAGUUCAAAAAUUAUUUAAAAUUUAGAAAAGCAGCUGCAAUCUUGGCCAACUUCCUACAUACAUGCCUUUUUAUCUGUGCAUAAAAAUGUGACUAUAGUAAAGUGGAAAUACUGUGGCUAGUGUAUGUAUCCUUUCAUGUAAUUUAAUCCGAUACCGGCCAAGGUAAAUUGACUUGACUAUAUACGGGUGUCCGGAAAAUAGCGUAAAAGGCUCUUCACUACGUGGUGGAGGACUCUUCAAGGAACCCCAGAAAAAUAAUUUAAAAAAUCUGGUGGAAUUUUUAAGAAAGUUAUCAGCAUUUUAAUGUUUAUUAAAAUUGGCAACACUGAAAAUAUCUCGAAGGUGACUAAAAAAUGUUGUCAGAUCAAUUUUUCCCGUUGUAAUUUAGAGAUUUUGCAAUUUUCAUGAUGCGUUUCAAACGUUAACAACAAAUUUUUAUAAACCAUUGUGUAAUGAAUUAACAAAAGAUACCUAACAACACUUUGUACAAAAUAUUGUAAUUUGAAAAAAAAAAUCAAAAAUAAGGAAGUUGAAUUUCCACAUUUACCUCUCCAUAUUUCCAAGAAUGGUUGAAGAGGAUUUUUUAAAUUAUUUUUCCAAGGUUACUCAAAGGGUCCCCUGCUACGUAGUGGAGAGCUUUUACGUUAUUUUCCGGACACCCUCUGUAUAUUGUUAUGUCGUUGGUAUACCUAAAAUUCACUAGUAGGUAUUAUUUAUGCUAUCGAAAAUUUGAGUUCGAAAAUAUUUUAUUGAAUAAAUGAUUUUUUUUUUUUGUUUUAAACUUUUAAUUUUCAUCAUCUACACACAGUUUCCAACAGUAAUUCAGAAAACACCAAAUGUAAUUCAGAACACAAAUGAAAAUCAGAAUGUGUCAAAUAUAAUUCAGAUUUAACAAAAGUAGGUAGGAUGAUCC